GAAUCCUAAUCCUAUGACCGAAGACCCACCACGCGCCCUUGACCACACCAAAGUAUUCUAUCCUUCGUAUUCAUAAGUCAUAACCAUCACAUUCAUCACUCUCCUCUUCAUUUCCUCACCCUUCUUUUGUUUUCUUCUGUUUUUAUUUUUGCUCUGUUUCACUUGUUUUAGGGUUUCAAACUCUCCCAUUUCUCCCCCCUUCCAAUUUCCAUACCAAUUCAAAUCCUCCUUUCAUGCCCAACUCGAUUUCCUCACCUGAUUCCCAGUAUUCUCGCUCUAGAUUUCGGGUUACGCGAUUGAUUCCCGAUGCACCAAUUUCAAUUUGAUUGGCUUUCCGAGGGUUGGAAUCGGCUGUGGAUAGCUUAGAAUAACUAUUUUCCUUUUUUUUUUUUUUUUUUUUAAUGUUUUGAUGAAAGAGGUGGUGGAGUUGGAGGAGUGUUUAGAGGUUCAGUAGUGAGUGGCUUGUGAAGAUUAUGAUAUGAUUUAGAAGUAACCCUAGUAGAUAGCUGUGUAGGUUCAUGGUAUUUGGUGAUUGAUUUUGGAGUGUGAUUCUGAUUCCGUAGGGUUUUUUGCUCAUUUUUUGGGGGUGAUUGGAGAAGAAGGGAUGGAGAACGGUCACGAUGGUAAAUUGGCCGAGAAAUUCUCGGCCAUGACAAUUAACCAGCACGGUCAACAACAUGUGCAUGACCAAUCUAACCUCUCUUCUAACAACAAUGAUAACUUGUAUCAGGUCAUGAAGGCUGUUGAAGCCGCCGAGGCCACUAUUAAGCAACAGGUAGAAGAGAAUAACCGGCUCAGGUCUGAACUUCUGAGUAAAAUUCAGGAACUGCAAAAAUAUAGGCAAGGAGAAACAGUGGAUCAAAAUUCACGAUUGGUUGCUCCAUGGAAGGAGCAGGAUCACAGAUCUUAUGAAGCACAUCAGCCAGCUCCAUCUAUAGCCAGGAGCAAUACCGGUGACCAUUCUGAGAAUAGUCAAAUAAAUGGAACAUUGAGAGUACAGCCAAACAAUCAGUUGCAUAUAGAGAAUACUGGCUACUCUCAGUUGUCUUCACCAUCUACAAGGUCAGUCUCUCCAAGCAGGCAUCUACUAGAAGGAGACCUUGAUCCCCGAUUUAAUUCGCCUCGGCAAGGUUUGAUGCCAGUGGCUGAAACAAAUAAUAGUAAUAACUUAUUGAAGCAGGAUCUGGCUAUUAAGAUUCGGGAACAUGAAGAAGAGAUCAUCCUAUUAAGGAAGCAUCUUGCUGAUUAUUCUGUAAAGGAAGCACAAAUACGCAAUGAAAAAUAUCUCUUGGAAAAGCGAAUUGCAUAUAUGCGUCUGGCCUUUGAUCAGCAGCAACAGGACCUUGUAGAUGCUGCAUCAAAAGCUUUAUCAUACCGACAAGACAUAAUUGAAGAAAAUAUACGUCUUACAUAUGCAUUACAGGAUGCACAGCAAGAAAGGUCAACAUUUGUUUCAUCUUUGCUGCCCCUUCUUGCUGAAUACUCCCUGCAGCCUCCUGUUCCCGAUGCACAAUCAAUUGUUAGCAAUGUCAAGGUUUUGUUUAAACAUUUACAGGAAAAACUUCUUCUCACUGAGUCAAAGCUAAAGGAGUCACAAUAUCAGUUGACACCUUGGCGCUCAGAUACAAGCCAUGCUAAUGUUGCUGUUGCCACACAAUCACAAUCUCACUUGAGUGGUGCAGCUUUGGCAACAUCGAAUAAAAAUGGCCUUGAACUGGUACCUCAGCAUAUGUACUCCCAAGUAAAGCCUCAGGUCUCUGUUGAUGCUCAGGCAGGCACUGAUUGGGAUCUAUUGGGUCGCCACCAGAAUGGCAUGAAUGGUGGUGUAGCAAUGGAACCAAGUGUUGAUGCCGAUGAUUUGGGGAGAUAUUCACCUUUUGCAAGCAGGAAUUCAUCAGUCCAUGAUGCAUCCAACCACCUGGUGGUUGCGCAGGGUGAUAACCAUUCUGCACAUUAUGGAGAGGAAAUGACUAACAAACAGGUCACAUUUCGUGAACCCGUGAGCAACAAUGAAGUUGAUGAUCCUGAUGGAGAUGGAAUCCACAGUGAAAGAGAAGCACCUGCUAACUGGGGUUCCGGAAACCCUCCUUAUACAACCUCCGUUGAUGAUCCCAGUUCUUCUUCAUAUUCACCGUAUUUACCACCAGUUCUUGAAGAACCUUCUUCUUCAUUUUCCGAGGCCGCAGAUGAAGAUCCGUUGCCGGCUAUCGAGGGCCUUCAAAUUUCAGGAGAAGCCUUUCCUGGAAGGGAACUUCAGGCAUGCGGAUACUCCAUCAAUGGCACUACUAGUUGUAAUUUUGAGUGGAUUCGACAUUUGGAAGAUGGAUCCUUUAAUUAUAUUGAUGGGGCAAAGCAACCAACCUAUCUUGUCACUGCUGAUGAUGUUGAUACAUUACUUGCCAUUGAAGUCCAACCACUGGAUAACAGGAAGCGAAAGGGAGAACCUGUGAAGGUUUUUGCCAACGAUAACAAAAAGAUCACUUGUGAUCCCGAUAUGCAGAGCCACAUAGAGAGGACUUUUUAUAGUGGACAAGCUUCAUAUAAAGUUUCUCUUUCGACUGGAUAUCUUGAUAUAUGGGAACCAGCCACAUUGGCCAUUAAGAGGGAAGGUUACAGUAUAAAAUGCAGUGGACCAAAUGGAGUCGUAAUCACAGAAAAAUUGACAUCGUCCACCACUGUUGUGAUUCCAUAUGGACAUACUUCAGAAUUUAUUAUAAUGGGUUCCAGUGGUGCUGAACACCUUUUAAAAGCAGAAAACAACUCCACAGAUGUCAGUGGAGGUAGAGACACUAUUGUGCUCACUUUGAGAUUAUUCAUCCUAAGGGCUGGGGAUAGAAAAAAGAAAGUAAAGAAGAAGGGACUGUUCUUCAAGUGAGGGAAUGUCAGGUGUCUGGCAGAAAAUCUGUGGUGCGUGGAAUGUGCGGACCGAGAUGGGGAUUGGGAGUUGUGUGUUGUGUGCUACCUACAUUUUUGCUCCUUUACAUUCUAUAAUAGGGCAGAAUUAGCUUGAGCUGUAAUUGUGAAUUUAUGCAAUCAUUUUUUCUUUCUUUCAAUAUUUAGCAAUUCUUUUUAGCUCUUUUCCCUGCCAUGUAAGUCAAUCGUACUGCAUGCUGCUCUUAUCAUUUUGUGCAUGGCUUUGCGUGGGCCCGUGUGCAAUAUGCCUGCAUUCACAUGCUAUGUUCCUCGACUUUCAUCAACUAAAAUGGUUCAGAGGAAAAUGAUAUAGUUGACGUUUGAAAUUGGCGAAACAUGUUUCCUAUGUCAGUGUUUAGGUUGAUUUUUUUUUUAAUAAAACAAUCCUUUUGAAAUCU
Messenger RNA from Cajanus cajan (pigeon pea), 3311 nucleotides. RefSeq lists its product as uncharacterized. Gene Ontology annotation, cellular component: plasma membrane. The record is from RefSeq and is a predicted model, not a curated record. Lineage: Eukaryota; Viridiplantae; Streptophyta; Magnoliopsida; Fabales; Fabaceae.